UGCACUACCGUGAAAUUUUCAAGGUAGACGAUGCCAUGCUGUAUGUGGCUCCGGACAGACAACUCCGAAACCAGGCAAGGCUCCAAAAUUUCACGUCGGCGAAUGAGGUGGUAAGGGCGUUCCGCUCAAUAACAUUGCCGAAACGAUUAGUAGCCAAGCAAUACACCGGAGAGCGGCUAAGGUGUUAUAAUUGCAACUGCUCUGAACAUUACGCGAAGGAUUGUAGAAAACCAAAGAGAUAUGCCGGUAAGUGUUAUGCAUGUGGACAGCAGGGCCACUAUGCAAUGGAGUGCAAGAUGUACAAGAAGGAGAAGAACAAUUUUGUAAGUUAUUUUAGGUUAUACGUAUUUGCACAUAUAAACACUUAUAUAUUUAUAGAGUGCCUAGUUGAUUCAGGCAGCCCGGUUAGUUUAUUGAAGCAGGUUGUGGUGCCCCCGGGAGUAGAGUUAGAAGAAGUAAACGAGACGUACUACGGGUUAAACAAAACAGUUUUAUGUGUUAUUGGGAAAAUGAAAUGUAUUUUGAAAGUCCUGAAUAAAGAAGUUUUAAUUGAAUUUCUAGUGGUACCGAAUGGAUGUAUUGGUUACACAACUUUGUUAGGUAGGGAUUUUAUCGAAGCAAGUCAUGCAAGGUUAAAAAUUGGAAACGCCGAGUUUUUGGACAGAGUAGCGCAAAUUGAGACAGUAAGUAGUGUAAACAAAGUAGAGGAAAAGUAUGAAACUGAAAAAAUUGUUAAGCAAGAGGGUGUGAACAAAGUGGAGAACAAUAACAAAGUUGAGACAACGUAUAAAGUUAAGGAAAUGGUUAAGUUACAUAUAACAAAGAAAGGUUCGUGCGAUCGAAGACAUCAUUCGAUUUUGAACAUUACAAAGAACGGACGUGUUUGAUUUAUUUUGUCGCCA
Rhagoletis zephyria (snowberry fruit fly) is the source of this 902-nucleotide messenger RNA. RefSeq lists its product as uncharacterized. The record is from RefSeq and is a predicted model, not a curated record. Gene Ontology annotation, molecular function: nucleic acid binding; zinc ion binding. NCBI's taxonomy places the organism in Eukaryota, Metazoa, Arthropoda, Insecta, Diptera, Tephritidae.